Molecule: messenger RNA, 753 nt
Organism: Meloidogyne enterolobii
Lineage: Eukaryota; Metazoa; Nematoda; Chromadorea; Rhabditida; Meloidogynidae
Source: the annotation of a GenBank genome assembly
AUGCGUCGCAGAUUGAGGACGGCAACUGGACUGCUAAUUCUCUCACUAGCCGUCGCAGAUAUGCUGGUCGGCCUUGUUGUUCUUCCCUUCAGCAUCGCAAAUGAAGUACUAAACGGCUUUUGGAUUUUUGGAGAUAUUUGGUGUACUGCCUGGCUUACUAUUGAUAUAUGGAUGUGUACUUCCUCAGUUUAUAAUCUCGUUGCCAUUUCUGUAGAUCGCUAUAUUGCCAUUAUCAAACCGCUCAAUUAUAACAUGUUAAUCACCAAAUUCCGCGCCCGUUGCAUUGUUGCCUUUGUUUGGAUUAGCUCAUUUAUUGUUUGCACACCAAGCUUUUUACUUGCAUCUAGUGAACGAAAGCGCUAUAUUGCUCAGCAAAUGGCGGCAGCAGCAACAACGGGGGUUGGAGGGGAAAUGGUGCGAAACGCAGAAGAAUUUGUUUUGCGUAAUCCUGACGCUUGUCGCUGCACUCCUUCAAAUUCUGGAAUGUAUUAUAUUCUGUUCAGUGCAUCUUCAAGUUUUUAUAUCCCUAUGGCAAUUGUUAUUUUUGUAUAUGCUCGUAUUUAUAUUGCUGCAAUGGCAGCGACAAAAUCGCAAUAUGCUGGUAUGGUUCAGGUAGCUGAAAAUGCUAACAAAAAACCACCUCAAGAAAAACAUCAGAAAUCGAAUAAUGAAUCAAAUGGUGGUAUUGAAGGCUCAUAUCUAAAAUUGCCUAAAUUAUUUGGACUUAGAGCUGCGCAUAUUCGUAACAGGUAA